GGUGAGGAUGAUGAUGAUGAUGAUGGUGGCCCAGGGGCUCUUCCUCCCCCUCCUCCUGCUGAUGAGGAUGAUGAUGGUGGCGGUCGCCGGCGGAGCCUUCAUCCCUCCGCUGCUGCUGCUGCUGCUGCUGAUGAUGAUGAUGGUGAUGGUGGUGAUGGUGAUGAAGGCUCUGCUCUUCCUCCCCGCCCCCCUCCUCGUGCUCUCGGGGGGGGCUGCGGCCUUCCUCCCCCGGCCGAGGAUGAGGAGGGUGAUGAAGGUCAGGCUGCUGCUCUUCCUCCCCCGGCCGAGGAUGAUGAGGAUGAAGGUCAGGCUGCUGCUCUUCCUCCCCCGGCCGAGGAUGAUGAGGAUGAGGAUGAAGGUGAUGAAGGUCGGGCUGCGGCUCUUCCUCCCGAGGAUGAUGAGGAUGAUGAUGAUGAUGAUGAUGAUGAUGAAGGUCAGGCUGCUGCUCUUCCUCCCCCGGCCGAGGAUGAUGAGGAUGAGGAUGAUGAUGAUGAAGGUCGGGCUGCGGCUCUUCCUCCCGAGGAUGAUGAGGAUGAGGAUGAUGAUGAUGAUGGAGGUGAUGAAGGCUCAGGCUGCUGCUCUUCCUCCCCCGGCCGAGGAUGAUGAGGAUGAGGAUGAUGAUGAUGAAGGUCAGGCUGUGUCUCUUCCUCCCGAGGAUGAUGAGGAUGAUGAGGAUGAGGAGGGUGAUGAAGGUCGGGCUGUGUCUCUUCCUCCCCCGGCCGAGGAUGAUGAGGGUGAUGAAGGUGAUGAAGGUCGGGCUGCUGCUCUUCCUCCCGAGGAUGAUGAGGGUGAUGAUGAUGAGGAUGAUGAUGAUGAAGGUCAGGCUGCGGCUCUUCCUCCCGAGGAUGAUGAGGAUGAGGAUGAGGAGGGUGAUGAAGGUCAGGCUGUGUCUCCUCCUCCCGAGGAUGAUGAGGGUGAUGAGGAUGAUGAUGGAGGUGAUGAAGGCUCUCCCGGGGGUCCCCCUGAGACCCCCCCGGGUCCCCCCGGAGCAGCAGCAGAGCCACGAGGAGCCAGGGCCGGAGCAUGAGUGACCCUGAGUGACCAGUGAGUGACCACUGAGUGACCACUCACCUGAGUGACCACUCACCGGAGUGACCACUCACCGGAGUGACCCUCAGUGACCACUGAGUGACCCUGA
Cyanistes caeruleus (blue tit) is the source of this 1138-nucleotide messenger RNA. Lineage: Eukaryota; Metazoa; Chordata; Aves; Passeriformes; Paridae. The record is from RefSeq and is a predicted model, not a curated record.